Molecule: messenger RNA, 1791 nt
Organism: Lodderomyces parapsilosis
Lineage: Eukaryota; Fungi; Ascomycota; Pichiomycetes; Serinales; Debaryomycetaceae
Gene: HST7
Product: mitogen-activated protein kinase kinase
Exons: 1
Coding region: 1-1791 (596 amino acids)
Biological process (GO): protein phosphorylation
Molecular function (GO): protein kinase activity; ATP binding
Source: RefSeq, a predicted model, not a curated record
AUGAGUUUAGAACGUGGCCCAAGUGAUCUCUCGCGGUCAAGAGGUGCGACAAUACCAACACCACCACCACCACCAUCACAAAGUUUGAACGACGAAUAUAAGAGUCAAACUACCAUUCGUGCAACAACCAAUCCAUCCAACAAAACUAUCCCAACUAACUCUGAUCCCAACCACGCACAUACUGAUGAUUCGGAAAUAUUAGAAAAGAAGACACUAAAUCGAAAAAACUUCAAACACUUGUCCCUAUCAUCACCAAUGACUCAAAACGAGGUCAAGCAUGAUGAACUGUAUUUGAUACGAGAGCCAACAUCAAUGAAGAGGAGGCAACGACCGGCACCAAUUCUCGGUCUAGCGAACACAUCACUGUCUUUGCAACAGCCAGAGGAUACCCUGAAGCGCCCAAUCAUGGCUCAACAAGCAACUGCACCUGCAAUUUUGGCCGAUUCGCGGUCGCGAAAAUCUCCGCUGCUGAAUGCCGUUAUAACACAAACCCUUAGUAGGCCUAAUAGUGCUGGACUUGCAAAUUAUGAUUUCAACGGUAGCAAUAGAAAUAUGGAUCCUGAAACCGAAGCUUCAACAGCAAUGCUCAUAAAUCAAAUGUCUCAAUUAGAAUUGAAAACAAGACCGGAUUCCCAACGCAGUAAGUCAACACCCAAUGAUACGUUUGGACGAAAACGGCAGACUGUUAUAUCUUCCAUCUCCCCUACAAAGAUGUCUGGCCAGCAAGUCGAGUCGAAAGUUCAACUUGUUGACACAUUGAGUGAAACGCAAUCACCAAUUGCAACCACGAGUAAAAUCAAGCUACGCAACAAGGACUUGUUGACUUUGAAGCAAUUGGGUCUGGGGAACUCGGGCUCUGUAUCCAAAGUCUUGCAUAUCCCAUCACAAAAAACCAUGGCAAAAAAGAUAAUCCAUGUUGAUCUGAAGAGUGUUAUUCAAACGCAGAUUAUUCGAGAGUUACGCAUACUACAUGAAUGUCAAUCUCCGUACAUUAUUGAAUUCUAUGGUGCCUUUUUGAACAGUAACAACACUAUUGUAAUAUGCAUGGAAUAUUGCAACUGUGGGUCAUUGGAUAAGAUUUUACCAUUUUGCGGAAAUCGACAGUUUCCUCUUUAUGUGUUGAAGAAGCUAUCAUUUGCCAUUUUGUCAGGGUUAUCAUAUCUUUACAAUAAGCACAAGAUCAUUCAUCGUGAUAUCAAACCCAAUAAUGUUUUGAUGACACAUCGAGGUGAAUUCAAAUUGUGUGAUUUCGGCGUGUCUCGAGAACUUACCAACUCACUAGCAAUGGCGGACACAUUUGUGGGAACCUCAAUGUACAUGUCCCCGGAAAGAAUACAGGGUUUAAACUAUGGUGUCAAGUCUGACGUUUGGUCAAUGGGACUAAUGUUGAUUGAAUUGGCUAGUGGCCUUCCGGUUUGGACCGAUGACGAUGACGAUGACGAAAACGGAAAUAGUGCUUACAACAGCUUGAAAAGUGAUACUAGCAACAACUCGUUCAAAGGUCCAGAAGGUAUAUUGGAUCUUUUACAACGGAUAGUGAAUGAAAAACCACCAACUUUGAAAAACAAAAUCAAUCCAGUGACAAAAUCACGAUACGAUCCACUACUUUGUGAAUUUAUCGAUUCUUGUUUAAUCAAGAACGAUUCAGAGAGGAAAACACCUUGGCAGUUGUUGGAGGAUAAACAGGGUUUCUUACAUGGUGUUGCAGAGGGUGUUUAUGAUCAGAAACAUAAAGCCUGGGCUAAACAAAUUCGAAAGCUUAACAAGGAAGCUAACGAAGCUGAAAAGUGA